GAAAAAAAGAAAAAGUCACCUGGUGCAGCGUCAGACUCUCACACCAGAGAUCCACAGUCUGGAGGAGCUGCUGCUUUGUAACGGGAAUAAAGGCUGAAGACGGAAUCAGGACUGGGGGGACACCUUUGGACUUUUUCUGUCUUGUCCAUUUGGAUUUCCUCUGUUAUUUUGGUGUGAAGUGAACUUUUGAUGGGGGAAAGUCUCCCCAGGGUGCCAGGAGGAGCCCAGUGCUGCAGGGAGACUCUGAGUAGACCCGUGCAGGCUCUCAGGGUUAAGAUGGUGCUUCUGGGAAGCUCUGGCGUGGGGAAGUCCAGCCUGGCACUGCGAUUUGGCAAAGACGAGUUCAGGAUUACAUCACCUACUGUAGGCUGUGCCUACCUGACCCGAGUGGUGCACCUGAGGGACGUCACUCUUCGCUUUGAGAUAUGGGACACGGCCGGGCAGGAGAAAUACCACAGUGUCACCCCCCUUUACUACAGAGGGGCCCACGCUGCACUCCUGGUCUACGACAUCAGCAAAAGGGAAACCUUCAUCAGAGUCCUAGUGUGGCUCAAAGAGCUCGAGAAACAGUACAUCCCAGGAUCCACGGUCAUAUGGCUGGUGGGCAACAAGGGAGAUCUGGAACAGGACCGACAAGUCUCAGUGCAGGAAGGACAGAGUCUAGCCAAUGACAGGGGCUUAUUUUUUAUGGAGACAUCAGCCCUGUCGGGGGAUCAAGUCUGCCAGCUGCUGCUUUCUGUAGCCCACAGAGUGUACGAGUGUGUUGGAGCGCAGCAGGGGGGGCUGUCCGAGUGGAGGGAGACGGCUCAUGUGGAUCUGCGUCGUGGAGACACGCUCAAUCCUUUUGGAUCCUGCUGCAAAGUUGGACCCUAACCUCUGUCCCUGUCAAAUGGAUUUACUGCUUGUCUUUGUGUCUGUCUUCAUCAUUUCAAAGCUGCACCGGGUAACACAGCCAAUACACACAAAAACAUGCUGUUACAUUCUGAAUCUGGGGUUCUCUGCCUGUUUGAUUCUACUAACCAAUGCAACCCUGAAUAUAUCCUGUAAUUUGGCAUUGUGGUGAAAUAUAAACAAGGAAUGCAUUUUCAGGAUGUUUUACUUCAGACAUAAAGCUUCUCAGUGUUUGUAAUGCAGUAUGAGUCCUUAGGUUUUGUGUUACAGUCGUACUAGUGAUCUGUCCACAAGAGUUUCAUUUGUCGUACUGAUUUUCCUCGGUGGCUUUAGGACCAGGAUCAACGCCCUCCUCCGUGUCUGUCCAUGUGCCAGAUGUGGAACUCAUACCACUUCCUUUCAUUCAGUGUCUCCUGCCUGUGAUCUGGUUGAGCGGAGAUCCCAUAAGCACAGCUCCGUUGAGUGUGGUUCUUGGGGUAAUCUCAUAAUAAAAAACUGUAUUUGAACAGUCCAAACUUUGAAAGUAUUUCCACAAUUUGCUGGUCUGGAGAUGGAAACGAUGACGAACGACAACAACUGGCCUUUAACACCAUUUGGAGACAUUUUUAAAACAACAUACAGUAUCUUGAUUGCUUUAUGUACCCAUGAGUCUGCAGUGGUGUCAACCUACAAUGUGGUCUUUAAAUUGUACCCUGGUGGGGGGGGGACACAGAUGUACUGCAAGUGAUAGAUACAUUGGCCUAAUUUGUACAACUUUAAUGGUAAAUAAAGAACUCCAAAAUGUCA
Etheostoma spectabile (orangethroat darter) is the source of this 1677-nucleotide messenger RNA. RefSeq names its product ras-related protein Rab-17. The coding region runs from base 190 to 873 and encodes 227 amino acids. Gene Ontology annotation, molecular function: GTPase activity; GTP binding. The record is from RefSeq and is a predicted model, not a curated record. NCBI's taxonomy places the organism in Eukaryota, Metazoa, Chordata, Actinopteri, Perciformes, Percidae. The transcript has 5 exons.